Ceutorhynchus assimilis (cabbage seed weevil) is the source of this 1038-nucleotide messenger RNA. The record is from the annotation of a GenBank genome assembly. Lineage: Eukaryota; Metazoa; Arthropoda; Insecta; Coleoptera; Curculionidae.
AUGGGUAGUUUUCCCAAAAUUGCCUUCGAAAAGGAACUGCACAGAAAAUACCUCAAUAGAUUUUUACACGGCCAAAUCCCUUCGUAUUUAGCCAACAUGGACACAACAAGGUCGGUCCUAAUGUAUUUUUGCAUAGCAGGCCUAGACAUCCUAAACGAAAUAGACCACAUACCUCAAGAACGUAAAGACCAAAUGAUAGAGUGGGUUUAUAGCUUGCAAGUAUCCAACAAUAAGGAAUUAGUUAGCGGUUUUCAAGGGUCUACUACAAUGAAUACCAGAGAAGUGCCCUCAAAUGAAAUGCCAUACGAAUGGGGGCAUAUUGCAACCACCUACUCGUGUUUAUUGACUUUAUUAAUUCUAGAAGAUGAUUUGAGUAGGGUUAAUAGAAAAGAGAUUAUAAGAAGCUUAAAAGCGUUACAAUUAGAGGAUGGUUCAUUUACAGCUGCUAUACAAGGUGCAGAAAGCGAUAUGAGAUUUGUUUUUUGUGCUGCCAGUAUUUCAUAUAUUUUAAACGAUUGGAGUGGCAUUGAUGUUGACAAAAUGGUGGAGUUUAUUCUAAAAAGCAUAUCUUAUGACGGUGGUAUAGGGCAAGGCCCCAAUUUGGAAAGCCAUUGUGGGUCGACGUUUUGCGCCAUUGCCUCUUUGUCGCUCAGUGAUAAUUUACACAGGUUGUCUAGUCAGCAAUUUUUGAAUUUGCGACGUUGGUUAUUGUUACGGUUAGAUACAGGUUUCAAUGGUAGACCAAACAAACCAACAGACACGUGCUAUUCCUUCUGGACCGGUGGCGCACUCAAAAUCCUAGAAGCAUAUCAAUUCAUUGACUCAGAACAAAAUCCUAACUUCGUCCUUAUGACUCAAGACAAAUAUGGUGGCUUUUCAAAGUGGGUCAAUAGCACUGCGGAUCCGAUGCACACUUACUUCGGCUUGGCAGGUCUCAGUCUUAUGGAUUAUGGCGGUUUGAACGAAAUGUUUCCAAAGCUGAAUUGCACGAGACGGGUGCACGAACGUUUAGUAAUUCUACACACUCAAUGGAAAUAA